This is a messenger RNA of Cylas formicarius (sweet potato weevil), 4136 nucleotides long. RefSeq lists its product as uncharacterized. Gene Ontology annotation, biological process: lipid metabolic process. The coding region runs from base 1656 to 4055 and encodes 799 amino acids. The record is from RefSeq and is a predicted model, not a curated record. The transcript has 13 exons. NCBI's taxonomy places the organism in Eukaryota, Metazoa, Arthropoda, Insecta, Coleoptera, Brentidae.
UUGUUGAACAAUAGAUGGUCGUUUCAAAGCACCGGAAAUGGUGUUUUUGAACAUCGGCAUACCGAAAAAGGAGGGGCGCAUUUUUUGCAAUCCGUUGACCAUUUGCUGUCGAAAUUCAAAGGAAAAAAAUUAGGUUGUAGUCAAUACACUUUUAAAUCAUAAUCCAUAAAUAUUCAAAAGAAUUCGAUUAACAGCUUGCUAAUAGCUGGUAACAUGGAAAAAUAUGGAGCACCUCAUGUAUUAUUUCUUACUACUUCAUAUGCCUAUAAGGGAGAAUCUCGAUUGUGGCAACUUCAAAAUUUUUUGAGUGAAAUUUGAGUUUGUUAUUAUAGUUGGUUAAAAGGCAGAAGCAUUUGCUAAUAUAACUACUGUUACCUAUCAAAAUUUUUAUGUUAUCUCUGUCACUCCGGAUAACUAUUGGAACACCAAUCAUGAGGUAAGAAAUAGCACCAAGAUGAAAUGUCGGCUAUCAAAUUUAAUAAUAAGUUCUUGAUACAGAGAAUAGGAAACUGCUUUAAUAAAAUGUUAAAAGAUACAAAUAAGGUCAGCAAAAAUAUUAAUUAAAUAAUAUAAAAGAGAUUUGGAUGCACUUGUUAAUGUUUCUUUUUAGGUUUAAUUACCAACCAACCAAAUUAGUGCCAAUGAGAAAUAUUUUCAAUGACUAUUACCCUCGGCAUUGCCUUUAAACUACAGGUUGUGGAAACCAAUAAAACUUUAUUUCUGAAUCAUAACUUAAGUUUUCCAGCCAUAUAUAAGCAUAUCUUGAAAGCCCUUAUUGUGUUUUAAAAACUAUCGAUGCCCGCAGGCAUUAUCGUUGACGAAAUAUAAAAAAACAGCCAAACUUUUAUGUUCUAUCUAUCUAUCGCAUCAUCUGCGAUCUUCCUCUUUCUCUUUUAUUUACCCAUGUUCACCAUUAUAUGAUCACUUCGUGCCACAUUUCACCAUUAUAUCUAACGUUGUGUCCUGUAAAUUUCUAUUUUCGCUUCGAUGUCUGUUCCGACAUCUCUGAUGUUAGUUUUCUCUCUAAUCCACGUGUUUGUUCUUUUGUCCUUUAAUUUUUUGGUCUAGCGCAAGUCGCUUUUUGUGUUUCCUUUACUUUGUUUACAUUACCUUUUGUAAAUGUCUAUCUCGUGCCCCUUAUGUGAGUAGUAGGGAUAUACCAUGGUCUUCAGGUAUUGUGGAUAUUUUUUAUUCUUUAAGAUAAGCUGUUGUUCCAGAUAUAUGUAAUCUUUACUUGUUCUAUCGCAUGUUUCCCAAUUCUCUUGUGAAUUUGACAUGACUGCAUUUUUUGGUAUUUGUUCUGUUCUUUGGUAUAUGUUAAUGGUAGUUGUUGCUCUGUUGUAUAUGUUUAAUAUUAGUUCAGUAAAUCUGUAGUCUAUUUUACCUUUAUUCAAGUUAUUUUUAACAGCCCAGUGCCCUAUCUUCCCUCCUUUUCUUUAGCAAUUCACUUAAAGUACUUAAUUUAUAUCGUCCUCUCAAUGGAAAUGGGUAGGACAUUUGAUUGCUGUUUUGCAUCUUGCCUAGGAGAAUUUCUUAGCCGAUAACGGGUAUCCUCUGGAAACGCACGAAGUUAUCACCGACGACGGAUAUAUUUUGACGUUGCAUCGCAUUCCAUUCGGUAGAGCCGAAACAGCUAAUAAUGUCCCGAAAAGGCAAUGGCGUUAGUACUUUCAGAUGCAGGUUACGACGUGUGGCUGGGCAAUAACAGAGGCAACACGUUUUCCAGAAAACACGUGUCGCUGAGCCCGGACGAACCUACUUUCUGGAACUACAGUUACCACGACAUAGGCGUCCAAGACCUUCCGGCGAUGAUUGACAAAGUCCUUAACGUGUCGGGCCGGGAAAAAUUGAUUUAUAUCGGUUUUUCCGAAGGUUUUACUUCCUUCGCGGUUAUGGGCAGUGUGAGACCCGAAUAUAACGACAAAAUUCUUUUAAUGAAUGCUUUCGCGCCAGUGACGAAUAUGCACAACGUAAAAAGCCCAAUUAUAAAUUUUCUUGCAGAUUAUCCCUCUGUCAUCACGACUUUAAAGUACUUCAAUUACAAUGAACUGCUCUCAAUACGAUGGGCACCAUUAUUCAGGAUUAUAUGCAAAAUUCCUGGUGGUGAUAUGUUCGUUCCGUGGUUGAUCAGUCUCGCAGGAGUAUCACAUCAACUGGAUAAAAAUUUCUUAACGACCCUUUUUGUUGCUUUCCCAGGAGGUUUAUCGCUGAAACAAUUAGAGCAUUACGUACAGGGGGCCCGAUAUGGACACUUCCGCCCUUACGACUACGGGCAGGAGAUGAAUUUAAAAAUCUAUAAAAGUAAGGUACCAGCACCGUACGAUUUAACCAAAAUCACUGCUCCGAUUGUAAUUUAUUAUGGGGAAGAUGAUUACCUCGUUAACAAUGACGAAAAUUUACUUAACCGACACAACUAUACACUAGUAGCAUACAAAGUGAUCACCGAAGAUGGUUACAUAUUGUCCAUGUUUCGGGUAAAUCGAAAAAACGAAAAGCUCGGUAGGAACACAACGAAACCACCAGUAUUUAUAAUGCAUGGAAUGACUGGAUCUUCUUUCGAUUGGUUAAUCUGGGCACCUAAUAACAGCGUCGCCUUGGAUAUCGUAAACGCCGGCUAUGACGUAUGGUUAGGAAAUAAUAGAGGAAAUACUUAUUCUAGAAGACAUAUACAUCUAGACCCGGAUGAUCCUAAUUUUUGGAACUUUAGUUACCACGAAAUUGGAUUGUACGAUCUUCCAGCUAUGAUCGACAGGGUCCUUAACGAAACCGGAUUUACUAAACUUACUUAUUUGGGCAUGUCCCAAGGGUUCACGUCAUUUGUCGUUAUGACCUCCCUGAGGUCGGAAUAUAACCAGAAAAUUCUUGUAGCGAAUUGUUAUGCGCCAGCUACCGUCCUAUACAAGAUCAAGAGUCCAGUGAUGAAUUUUGUAAAGGACAAUCCCUUGAUAUUUCCCGAGACAAUGCUUAAGGCAAACAAUUAUUCAUUACAAAUCUACCACGUGGUUACGGAAGAUGGUUACAUAUUGACACUACAUCGCGUACAACACCAAAUAGGCAUCGACGCAAGCAAACCACCAGUGUUCUUGAUGCACGGUAUGUGUGCUAGUUCUUUUGAGUGGAUACUUCUAGGCCGACGAAAGGCGUUAGCUCUGAUUCUUGCGGAGGCGGGUUACGACGUAUGGCUUGGAAAUAACAGAGGCAAUUCCUAUUCCAGGAACCAUUUAUUUCUGACACCGGAAAACUCCAAUUUUUGGAACUAUAGCUAUCAUGAUAUUGGAAUGUACGAUCUUCCCGCUAUGAUAGACAUGGUACUGAAGGAAACUGGUUUUAAAAAGUUGACCUACAUUGGUAUGUCGCAAGGUUUUACGGCAUUUGUCGUGAUGGCUAGCAUGAGGCCCGAAUACAACGACAAAAUUUUGCUGAUGAAUGCUUAUGCCCCGGUGACCAAUAUGUAUAAUAUCACAAGUCCUCUUUUGCGAUUUGCUAAGGAUCAUCCCUCAAUAUUUAAGAUCUUCGAGACUAUUGGUUGGUACGAUAUGCUGCCCAAUACACUGGCACCACUGUUAAGACUUGUUUGCCGAAUCCCUUGGGGAGAUUCCAUAAUUUUAUCAUUACUACAUCCUGUAGGAGCCUCGUAUAAGCACACGGACACGAGCUUGUUGCCAACGGCAUUAAUCAAUUAUCCUGCAGGAAUGUCCAUAAAACAAUUACAUCAUUACAUUCAAGGAUCUCAAACUGGAUAUUUUAGAGCUUUCGACUACGGUCUGGAAGGAAAUUUGAAAAUAUAUAACAACCGAGAACCUCCAUCUUACGACCUCAAGAAGAUUAGAGCUCCCAUAAUAUUUUAUUACGGAGAAGACGACUAUCUUAUCAACAACGAGAUUCUUUUAACAUCCGUGGCGAAACAAAUGCCAAACGUGGUAGAAAUUUACAAGGUUCCCUAUAAGGAUUUCAACCAUGGCGAUUUUAUGUUGGGCAAAAAUAUUUCAUCGCUUACAAACAAAACUGUGGAAUUCAUCGACUCAUACAGUCGCAGUUUCCAGGAACAUUUAUGAAGAUGCAAUGAACCUCAAUACCACAAAAUGUACUAUUUUUUAUCUAGUAGAGUUUUCAUAUUAAAUUCCAAUGUGGUUUUA